This is a messenger RNA of Diversispora eburnea, 417 nucleotides long. NCBI's taxonomy places the organism in Eukaryota, Fungi, Glomeromycota, Glomeromycetes, Diversisporales, Diversisporaceae. The record is from the annotation of a GenBank genome assembly.
CAACAACAAUCGAUUAUUUCAUUUGAAAUACGCAAUUUUUUAUUGGAUUUAUCUGUUUUGUUUCUUUGUACUUUUGAUGCAUCUAAUCAAUUUAUUUGGAUGCCGCCACUAUCAUCCAUUAAUAAAUCUAUUAAUAAUAAUGAUGAUAAAUCCAUUAAUAGUAAAUUUACUCCAUUCUUAGAAAGUCUUUGCAAGAUAUUUCUCAAGUUAAAAUUAAAUAAUAAUAAUGAAGAUGAUGAUGAAUAUUUUGAAUUUAUCAUUGAAAUGAUAUUUGAUAAAUUAGGAUUUGAGUUACCAUUAGAAAUAUUGAUUAGAGAAAAGAAUGAUUUAGAGAAACUUGUUUAUUCAAAAAAUUCAUGGAUUUUAGUAUUAGAACAACGUCUCCAAAAUAUUUCAAAAAUAUUUUCUCCAAAAUAA